UGUUGAAGUUGAAUCUCUUAUCAUGUACCUUAUCUUUAUAGUACUGAAAGUAUCUGUUUAAGUAUUAUCGAGAAAUCUUUAUAAAAUGGCACUGUUUCACAAUACUCUAAACAGUCUUGAAAAAUGAUUUCAAAGUUAACUACACUUAGUGCCUUCCUGGCAAUAAUUUCUCUGUCUGCGGCCUUCCAAAUAUCGACUCGUGAUAAUGACGGUGUGGCAGUAUAUCUGAAUACACCCACAGAUCCAUUCGUCAAGAUCGGAGACAAUUAUUUCUUUGUUGAAAGUAAGCGCGAAAUAAACUGGUAUGAUGCCUUCGAGGCUUGUCGUCAAAUGAACGCUGACCUGGUCGCAUUUAAAGACUUGAAGGAACAGAAACUGGUAUCUCAGUACCUUGUUGGUAAGAAACUUAUUGACAAUUUUUGGACCUCUGGCACCGACUUUGCCAAGCAGGACUAUUUUGUUUGGUUUUCUACGGGUCAGCCCGUAGCUACGGAUUUGUGGUGUAAAGGGGAGCCAAAUAAUGCUGGAGGAAUUGAGCACUGCGUUGAAUUCCUAUCCAAUGUGGGACUGGGAUUGAAUGACCGGAACUGCUCCCUCCCGAGGGGCUAUAUUUGCCAGGCACCGCAGCCGAAAACAGUUUCAUUUAUUGUGUGGUAGACCAUUGAUUAACAGCUGAAAAUUCUUUAAAUAAAAAUUGCAACUAUCCAAACGAAA
Molecule: messenger RNA, 714 nt
Organism: Drosophila yakuba
Lineage: Eukaryota; Metazoa; Arthropoda; Insecta; Diptera; Drosophilidae
Product: C-type lectin 37Da
Exons: 2
Coding region: 124-657 (177 amino acids)
Biological process (GO): biological process involved in interspecies interaction between organisms
Cellular component (GO): external side of plasma membrane
Molecular function (GO): carbohydrate binding
Source: RefSeq, a predicted model, not a curated record